GUGAACUCUGAAUGCAGUCCGGAAAAAGCUGAAGAGGUUGUCUGACGUCGUUUUCUAUGUUGUCAAAAAUAUACAUAGGGCCUAUGCCUUGUGAGAUUGUUUAGAAAUGUGCCAACUGAGCUAUGGAUAUGUAAUACAGUGAAAACGGAUCCAGUUUAAAACAAUAAUUUACAUGAUAAUUUCUGGUUUGAAAUACAUUCGUGGAAGUAAAUCAAUAUCUUAAUGGUUGCUGUGUAUGUGUCAGGCCAAACAUUUCGCACAAUAGUGAUUGAUUAAAUGGCGUCCAGUAGUCAGGAUAACAGAAAACAAGAUACUGGAGGAAAAUAUCUGCCAGAUGGUUGGGAGGAGAGAUAUGAUACAAUACGCGGGCGUGUAUUUUAUGUUCAUCGUGAACAAAGGAUUGCUCAGGAUAAAGACCCAAGUAUAUCUGCGUUAGAAUCUAGUCAGUGCGACGAAGACUCGAUCAAUCUCACCGAUAACAAGCACUCUUUAGACGACUACCCAUGGUUCUUCGGUAAACUUCCCAGGGAAGAUGCAAACGAGCUUCUAAGGCACCAGCCUGAUGGAACUUUCCUAAUGAGGGAAAGUGAAACUCGCCCAGGAAACUUUGUCAUUUCCGUAAGAUAUGGACAACACAAAGACGGCGUAAUACACUCACUUAUAAGUAGCAAGCAUGGAACAUUUUUUCUUCAGCUUGGUAGCAACAAGGAUACUACAUUUGAGACCCUGUCCGACUUGCUAGAGUAUUGCACAAGGUACCAAGUGUUCAUUUAUGGAAUGUUAACUGCUCCACUGAACAAAUUUGAAUUGGAAAAGGCUAAAGAUGGAGAGUACAGGAUUCCAGAGGAGCUUAUAAAUGAUCCAUAUGCACAGGAGCUUUAUGAAAAAGCAAUAAAAGAAGGAACCGAAAAAGACAACACUAUAAGAGUUAUGGUUAUAGGCUGCUGUGGGCAAGGCAAGACGUCAUUGGUAAGAAGGUUAUUAAAACAGUCUAUAGAAGGAGUUGAAACAACGAAUGGAAUAAAUAUACAUAGAUGCGCUAUCAUCAAUGAUACGGAAUGGGUAAACCAGGAAAGUGAAGAUCCAGAAAAAGAUACAAUUCAGCGUUUGGCUAAUAUUGCUAAAUAUGAUCCGGACCUCUCGCAUCAUGGAAGCUUUGGAAAUGAAGAAGAAGUUUCUAUAAAAUUCUGCGACCACAAAGAUACAGAGACUGACAAUUACACCAUUGAUUAUGAUAUAGCAUCCUUAUAUAAAAUGAGACCUUCAGCAACUGAUAAAUCAGAUGAUGAUUUCAGCAAAAAUGGAAGAAGCAGUAACAAGCAUGCAAUGUCAACUGUAAACAAUACUUCUGUAAGCAGACCAAAGAUUGAUGUUCAAAACUUGAAAAACUUUCAAACUGAAUUAAAGAGACUGGAAUCCGGCAAAGAUGAAAGAAAAGACGGAAGAGCGACAUUAAAUAUUUGGGACUUUGGAGGACAGUUUGUUUACUACGCAACCCAUCAGAUAUUUCAUUCGAGCCAAGCUGUUUACAUUUUGGUUUUUAAUUUAGAUGUAGGACUGGACACCAUUAUUGAAGAUAGCGAAUUUCCAUUGCAUAAAAAGACUAUGAGAGAUUACUUGAAAUUCUGGGUUAGUUCUGUUAACUCUUUUGUCGGAAGUCUAGAUGGAUAUGAACCUCCAGUUAUUUUGGUUGGAACGCAUACGGACCAACUUCAGGAGGGCGUCGAAAUCUUUGACGUUUUUGAGGAAGUGAGGAAAAUGUUUGAAGGCAGAUCAUGUCUCAAUCAUAUCCAACCAGAUCAUUUUGCGAUAUCAAACAAAGAUUCUUCAGAAGAAGACAUAGAUCAACUGCGCGAAGCGAUAACUCAAAUUGGACAAAAACAGUUUCAAAAAAGAGUUCCAGCAAAAUGGAUACUUCUCGAGAAAAGUUUGAAAAUGACAAAAAGAAAGAAAAUUGUAAGUUUUGAUGAUGUGAUUGAGAUAGACAGUUCUACCGACAGUCCUCUCCAAAGUAAUGAUCGUAAAGAAUCUGUUGACCAAAUUAAGUUGUUCUUUUCAUACCACCAUGCAAGAGGAACAUUCUGUUAUUUUGAUGAUAACAGAUUGUCAGGACAUGUGGUCUUAGAUCCACAGUUCCUCAUUGACGCUUUCAGGUGCAUCAUUACAUCUGAAAAUUUUUGUAGAGUUCGUCCAAGAUUGCGAGGUCUCUGGAAUGAACUCUGUGACAAGGCGGUUCUACGAAAAGAACUUCUGGAAGAGGUUUGGACAAGGAAUGAUGAUAACGAUUUCGUUCAAUUUAAGGAAUUACUGACAGAAUACAUGCAAAAACAUCGCAUUAUAUCGGAAGUCGUAGCUUGUGACCCGAACUUUAAAUCUGCAACUGAACGACUAGGAUACUACAUUGUACCAAGCUUUCUCAAAGUCUCAGAUGACGGUGCUACAAUUGAAUCCUUCUGUAGCGGAAAAAAGGUAUCUGAAGUAUCUUUGGGUUACGUUAUAGAGAAUGAAGCCAUGGUACCGGUACUUUUCCAAACAACUGUAGCAGCUUUGAUUGGGCGAUGGCCACUUAUACGUUUCAAUGGAAACGAUAUUUUGUACGAUAAUGUAGUCGCUUGUGAACUAGUAAAAGAUCACGCUGGAGUUUUACUUUUGACAGAAAAUUCCAUCGAACUGCUUGUAGUCAACCUCUGUCCCCCUGACAGCGCAAAAGCUGAAACAUGUGAUAUGUUUCGAAGGUAUGUGGAAGUAGUUAUAGAUACUGACAUGUGCAAACUCCGUGGCACAAUUGGGGACAGACGAUUUGUUAAGCAUAUGACAGUACGUUGUUUUCAUGAAGACCACGGCUCAAAAGGAAGCAAAGGCAUAUAUGUCGUCGAAGAAAUGCAGUCAUACUUGAAAGAGAAACUUCCAUGUCCAGACAAGAAAAAUCACUGUUUAAGAUUUGAAAACAUUUUACAGGAGUGGUUCUUGCAUGACGUGGUGGAAUCUGAAAAGGUUCCACACAGAAAAAUGACAAAUAAGGAAUAUAGUACGCUUUCAAUGGCGAUCGGGCGUGGUUGGCAGCAACUUGGACACCAGCUAGGUCUUGAUACUGUAGAAAUAGAUCAUAUUGAAAUGAAUAAACAGACAGUGGAUAUGAGGAUAUAUGCAAUGUUGCAGUUAUGGGAUAAGAAGGAAGCUGAUGCAGCACAAUUAGAUGUAUUAGUCCGUGCAAUUCACAAAUGUUCAAGGCAGCAUAUCAAUGUUAACUGGGAUGUAUUGAAUAAUAUCAUUAAUGGAUUCUGAUCAUGAAAUAAAUACACAAACGACACACGUUUGGACGCCAGGCACAAGCGCGUGUCUUACUUUGAAUUAACUUUGCACUAAUCAUUCAAUUUUUUUGUGAAUCAUGACACAUUAGUGCUAUUUCCGUUCAGUUCGAUAUUUUUUGAGAAGAUGAGAAGAUGGCAUUGAAACUGUUAAGAUUGUUGUACUGACUCAGUUAGUGAAUGAGAUUAAAGACGCAUGAACGGA
Messenger RNA from Mercenaria mercenaria, 3513 nucleotides. RefSeq lists its product as uncharacterized. Gene Ontology annotation, molecular function: protein binding. Gene Ontology annotation, biological process: signal transduction. Bases 277 to 3285 code for a protein of 1002 amino acids. The record is from RefSeq and is a predicted model, not a curated record. The transcript has 8 exons. NCBI's taxonomy places the organism in Eukaryota, Metazoa, Mollusca, Bivalvia, Venerida, Veneridae.